Molecule: messenger RNA, 957 nt
Organism: Cladocopium goreaui
Lineage: Eukaryota; Dinophyceae; Suessiales; Symbiodiniaceae
Source: the annotation of a GenBank genome assembly
AUUGUGACCCGGGGGGCCCGGAUUGUUCCAGCGAUGGCGACGUUGGGCCUGAACCCUAUGGACUCGGAGGUGUCACAAGGACAUGAAGGUUACAGUGCUCCAGAGCAAGGCUCCUUCGAAGGUCGCCCGUGGGUACAAUCGACGAUGUGGCAGGAGCCCUGGAGAGAGGGGCCAGAUUCAUGGGCACAAUGGGGAAUGGGCAUGGAAGAGUGGCAAGGAAGGCGGAAGCGACGUUUUUGCACCUCAUUUCCGGAUGUGAGUCAGUGCCGCCGCGGAGCCGCCUGUGCUUUUGCUCACUCGCGUGAAGAGAUCUCUGCCCCUUUGCUGGAUGAUGCCGAAGAACAACAGCUUCCAGGCGCCAUGACAGAUGAGUUCUUUAUGUACAAGUACAAGAUCCACUGGUGCCCCAUCGGUGUCCAACACGAAUGGCACAAUUGUGUGUAUGGGCACAACUAUCAGGAUGCACGCCGUCCACCAAGCAUUGGCUAUGGAGCCAGGCUUUGCCCCUAUUGGUCCAAGAAGGAUACCGGCGCCGAAUACUCACAGCGAUGCCCUCUGGGCCUUCGAUGCCCAUACUCCCACGGCGCCAAGGAGCAGUUGUAUCAUCCUCACUAUUUCAAGACCGUGAUUUGUCGAGACGUUCGUGGGAAGGUCUGUCCCAGGCAAAAGCUUUGCGCCUUCUACCAUCAUCGCCAUGAAAAGCGUCCCACACCACAGGAUGAAGUGGACUACGCAUUGCCAUUGCCAACCGAGAACCUUUCGGACAAAUGGACAGCGGACUUCCUGUCUCCGCCAUUCAUGCCCGAGACCACGAAACAGGGAGGGAAUGGCCUCAGUAAAUCGGAACGAGAUCAGAUGAUGCAGUGUGUCUAUUUUAUGCCAAUGGGAUCCCAGGGAUCCACCGAACGCGAUGAAUUCAAUGCAUUUCGCGAUGAGCGGACCGUAGGCAGCGCCUGA